CGCUCCCCGCAACGCCCCUAGUUGUUCCUUUUGUGAUUGAUGCAAACAGUCAGCCCACCUAUGCCUUUUCUGCGAACCCAGCAAAUUUGUUAGGUGUGGCGGUGUUGGGGUGGGGCUGCGCCGCGGCCGGGACGGUGCUUGGCUUGCGAGAAGACUGCAAAGCCAAGCUGUCCGCUUUGUUGCGCUUCAAGUCUCCGUCUCUGUCGGCUCUCCGGUUCCUUUCGGCUCGCCGCUGCGGUUAGGGAAGGGUUGCGGGGGGUUUGUCAGCCCAGCCGUCUGCUAGUCCAAACCCUAGACCCAGCCCAAACGCACGCAAUGUCUCGGUUUAGUGUUGCAUUUGCGCUGUUUGUCGUCGUCUCCGUGUUCUUGGACUGCCACCGCCAAGCAGAGGCCGCCGCCGCGCACCUCCACAACCAAGAGCGGGUGUCUGACGGCGGCUUUGUGCCCGAGGAGCACGGUCGCAUUCACAGGGAGCAUCAAAGUCACGCAGAGUUCGAUCAUGAGGCUAUUCUGGGAACUGUCAAGGAAGCAGAAGAAUUUGACCACCUGUCUCCAGAAGAAUCCAAGAAACGACUCCGUGUCUUACUGAUCAAGAUGGACGUGAAUGCAGACCAAAAUAUCGACAGAUCUGAGCUUCAUGCAUGGAUUAUGCGGUCUUUCAAGAUGCUUUCAGAAGAGGAAGCUAAUGAAAGAUUUGAAGAUGCUGACGAUGACAGCAAUGGUUACAUUACUUGGUCUGAAUAUGCCAAAAAUUCAUUUGGUGAUGACACUGAUUUCUCUGACGAUCACCUGGAGGAAAAUAAGCUCAUCAAAAAUGACAAGAUCAUGUUUGAUGCUGCAGACAACAACAAAGAUGGAAAACUAGAUCAAGCAGAAUUUUUAGUUUUCCAAUUUCCUGAAGAAAACCCUGCUAUGCAUCCUCAUUUGCUUGCUCAGACCUUAGAGGAAAAAGAUAAAGACAGUGAUGGAUUCAUCAGUUUUGAAGAAUUUCUUGAUCGCAAAGAGACUGAUUCUCCCGAGAAAGAGUAUCUAAUUGUGCAAGAGCAAAAGUUUAAUGGUGAAUUUGAUAAGGAUGGUGAUGGUAGGCUGAAUUCUGCUGAAAUUUUAUCUUGGAUUACUCCAAAUAAUGAAGACAUUGCCAAGGAUGAAGUCGACCAUCUUUUUGCAAGUGCGGAUGACGACCAUGAUGAUUUCCUUUCUUUUGAAGAAAUUCUUGAGCACCAUGAUGUCUUUGUAGGAAGUGAAGCUACUGAUUAUGGUGAUCACUUGCACAACAUGCAUCUCUUUGAUGAGCUGUAGUCUUUUGACGUGCUAGGUAAUCUCUUAACACUUUCCCAUCAAUCAAUCAUUUUAAUAUUGAGCCCUCAAGGAAUCUUUCAAGUAAGGUAAGACUGGUGCUUCAUGGAUUAAUUAAGGUGAUUUAUCACUCAAGUUGAGCUUUUAAGAUGAUUUAUCAUUCAAGUUGAGCUUUAGGGUAGUAAUAGAAUUGAGGAUGAAUUCUCAAAAUAUUUAGCUACGUAAUCAUUUGUUCAAAUUAUUGCUCUCUGUUCUAGAAAAGAUCACUGUCAUUCUUUCACUGUUUCAUUGAGGUCACCUUGCUUACCAUUUUAUGUAUUUUCAGAAGCUAGUCAGAUGGUUCCUUGUCAUUUUAAGUUGGCUUUGGACCAAGAUGUGAUGUACUAGUUUUGUAAGGGUGGCUGAUAAGUCUGAUUCAUUUCUUAAUGCACACUUACCUAUGGUAUAACGAGCCACAAUAGUUAGUAUUUUUACAUUUUAAAAGACAUACAUAUUAAGAAAGUAAUUUUAUUACUCUCUGCAUUUGCACUACUAAGGUGCUCUUAAAUGUUGCCUUUUCUUCUCCUUACUUCUUUAUUAAUUUAUUUUAUUUAUUAAUGGAGGUGCCAAAACGUUUUUAGUACGUGACUAUUAGGGCAAACCUGUGAUGUGCUUAAGAAAGUCCUUCCUGACUGCUGUUUGGCAUGUUUAGGUUGUGCCAAAUGUGUUUAGUCUAAAGGAUUGUGCUUUCCUUAGUGAGAAGAAUUGCCAAAAGUUCAGGAAGGAGGAUGAAAAACGUAACAAAAUAUUUUUUUUGUCUUUUUAUUUUAUUUGAAUCUUACAAAGUAAAAGAUACCAAAUGUAAACUUAAUUUGGUUUUCUAAAAUAAAAAUGAGUUACUUAACAAUGUCAUGUACAGAUUCUCAAAUUAGCUCCAUAGGGUGUGAUGUAAUAACUUCUACCUAAUUUGUACUUUCUCACAACUGAUAGUGUUGUUAACAUACUGUAUUAUACCCGUAACUCACACCUGUACCACCUAUAAAACUAAGGUUGCAUUUAAGUAGGAAGAGAAAAUUAAAACUAAAACAGCUCCUGUUAGUUUCAUAAGUUUGUGCCAAUACCAUGGACUGGUGCAUCUUAAAUGCAUAUCAACAAUAAAUAUGAAGUACAAACGUGAA
Molecule: messenger RNA, 2453 nt
Organism: Thrips palmi
Lineage: Eukaryota; Metazoa; Arthropoda; Insecta; Thysanoptera; Thripidae
Product: reticulocalbin-2
Exons: 6
Coding region: 316-1299 (327 amino acids)
Cellular component (GO): endoplasmic reticulum
Molecular function (GO): calcium ion binding
Source: RefSeq, a predicted model, not a curated record